AUGUCAUCCCCGGGUCAGUUGAGUGUUCUUCAUAAAUUCAAGGGGAUCCUCUUUUCCACUGCAUCUUCAAAGGAACUUCUUAAUUCCUUGGAUUCUUUUGAUGCAAAAGAAGAUGAUGUGUUUCUGGUUUCCUAUCCCAAAUCUGGCACUCACUGGGUUGCAGAAGUCAUUGAGAACAUUCCCAAUGCAAGAAUAACUAUAACAUCUCCUAUUGAAUUGGGAGACAUUUCUAAAUUUGAAGAGCUCAAACUGUAUUCUAAGAGAAGAGUAAUUCCCACCCAUUUGAGCUAUGACAUGCUGCCAGUGAAUAUUAAACAAAAGCAGUGCAAGAUUAUCUACGUCAUUAGAAAUCCAAAAGAUACAGCUGUUUCACUCUUCCACUACUACAGAGAUAACCCCAAUCUCCCUCACAUCGAAACAUGGGCUGCAUUCUUGGAGCUGUUCCUCAGAGGAGAUGUUGUGUAUGGAUCCUGGUUUGAUCAUGUUUUAAGCUGGGAAGAGCACAAAAAUGAUAACACUCUAAUUAUAUUCUAUGAAGAAAUGAAGAAAGAUUUUUCUAAAAGUUUAAAGAAAAUAACUACUUUCCUUGGUAUACAUGUGAAUGACAGUGAAAUUAAUAAGAUUGCUUGGAAAACAUCCUUCAGUGAAAUGAAAAAUAAUACAGUCAAAGAAAACCAUGAUCCAAAUCAUACCAUCUGUGCCCUCACAUCUGAGAGGAGCCUGGUAUUUAGAAAAGGAGUGGUGGGUGAUUGGAUAAACUACUUUACUUCAAAGCAGAAGAGAGUAUUUGAUGAACUAUUCACAGAGAAAAUGAAACACAGUGAACUGGCAAGACACUUGAAGGACUACUCUUAG
Molecule: messenger RNA, 855 nt
Organism: Sciurus carolinensis (gray squirrel)
Lineage: Eukaryota; Metazoa; Chordata; Mammalia; Rodentia; Sciuridae
Product: sulfotransferase 6B1-like
Exons: 6
Coding region: 1-855 (284 amino acids)
Biological process (GO): sulfation
Cellular component (GO): cytoplasm
Molecular function (GO): sulfotransferase activity
Source: RefSeq, a predicted model, not a curated record